Messenger RNA from Syngnathoides biaculeatus (alligator pipefish), 2635 nucleotides. It is a transcript of the gene npy8br, whose product is annotated as neuropeptide Y receptor Y8b. The transcript is spliced from 4 exons. Bases 597 to 1700 code for a protein of 367 amino acids. The record is from RefSeq and is a predicted model, not a curated record. Gene Ontology annotation, biological process: G protein-coupled receptor signaling pathway. Gene Ontology annotation, molecular function: neuropeptide binding; neuropeptide Y receptor activity. NCBI's taxonomy places the organism in Eukaryota, Metazoa, Chordata, Actinopteri, Syngnathiformes, Syngnathidae. Gene Ontology annotation, cellular component: plasma membrane; neuron projection.
GCGAGUGAGGUCGCUUUAAGGAAUAUCUGCGCUACCAUCGGUCCCAAACAGCAGGACGCCUCCUCCCUCCCCCAAUCCCACAGCAAAGUCGCUGUCACUCUCUGCCAUUGUGGCUCACCUGGUGCAAAAGCAAAUGUGACUCCAAGUCAACGCGAGAGGCUUCAUCUCGGUGCAGAGUGGCACUGCUGGAAAGCGCUGGCCUCACAGUUCUGAGGUCCCGGGUUCGAUCCCGGCCCUGGAUGGAUGGAUGGAUGGACUUGUGUCCAUUGGCCAAAAUGUCUCUGUUGGGAGUGUCAGUUUUGCCAUAUUUAAAGGAAAUGAGAGGAGCAGCUUUGAUUGGCGCUGAAUGAAGCCAGCUGUAAAAACUCCCACCGUGGUGAAGCCUGCCUACUAUCAGACCUACAAGAUUACCAACACCGUCCAGCAAACAGUUCCACUGUCCGGUGUGCUGGAUUUACGCAUGUCACGUGAAGAAAAUGAAGACUACUCUCAGAGAAAAAUAAUAAAACUCUCUAGAGAUCGCCAACAUCAUUCGUAAAAUAAUUCCAACAGAGUUCACCAAGCAGCCCCUGUGCAUUUAGAGUGAGCCCAACAUAAUGGAGCAACAGCCCAACAACAACUACAACCAAGCUUUGUGGAAAGAGAUUCCAUGGGAUUUCACAGAGGAUUGCUCGCUCUCGUUGAGUGGCACCACCUUCCUCAUUGUAGCAUACAGUGCCGUUCUAGCGGUUGGCCUCGUUGGUAACUCGUGCUUGGUGUUUGUUAUUGUCAGGCACAAGGAGAUGCGCAAUGUCACCAACAUCCUCAUCGCCAAUCUGUCCGUCUCGGACAUCCUGAUGUGCAUCGUGUGCUUGCCGGUCACUAUCAUCUACACGCUGAUGGACCGCUGGAUCCUCGGAGAGAGUCUGUGCAAGCUCACACCCUUCAUCCAAUGUAUAUCAGUCUCUGUGUCCAUCUUCUCCCUAGUUCUCAUUGCCAUGGAGCGCUACCAGCUCAUUGUCCACCCGACCGGAUGGAAACCGAUGGCAAGGCAGUCCUACUUAGCAGUGGCUCUCACCUGGAUCACAGCCUGUUUAAUCUCUGUCCCUUUCAUCAAGUACAGCAUCCUUACAUUGCCCUUCCAGAACCUCACCGUCCCCUUCCCGAUCAAUGACCAGCUUGUUUGUAUGGAGCAGUGGCCAUCGAUUCAAGCACGCCAGGCGUACACCACCUCCUUGCUCAUCUUCCAAUACUUCCUCCCCCUUUUCCUCAUCCUGCUGUGCUACCUGCACAUCUAUCUACGGCUGCGGAGGAGGAAGGACAUGGUGGAACGUGGCAGAAACACUACGCAAAAAAACAAAAAAGGCACCACAAGGAUCAACGUCUUGUUAACCGCCAUAGUGGUUGCCUUCGCCCUCUCCUGGCUCCCUCUCAACAUAUUCAACACAGUGUUUGACUGGAACCACGAGGUCAUUCCAUCCUGUGGCCAUAACAUCAUCUUCUCCUUCUGCCACCUCAUCGCUAUGGCCUCGACCUGUAUCAACCCGAUCAUUUAUGGAUUCCUCAACAACAACUUCCAGAAGCAGCUCAAGUCCACCUUGUUGCACUGUCGCUGCUGGGGUGUUGCAGAGAGGUAUGAAAGUGUGCCGCUUUCCACUGUUAGCACAGAGGUUACCAAGGGGUACGUCCUCAGCAAUGGUUCCAACAGCAUCAAUACUUAAAGUGAAGCCUUCUGGUAAAAAAAAAAAAUAAAGCAACUAGACUGGCUCCCUCCUUAGCUCCCCUUUGCUUUAUUCUUUUGAGGCUUUGUUUUUUUUUUCCCCCAAUAUAUAACAUGGUUGACAUUUACAGAGAACGUGACCAUAACUAUCCAGAGGGAAGUAAAGUCACGUCCCCGCCAUGACUGGUGCCCUCUAAUUGUUAUGGUCCCAGCCUAAGAGGAAGCGACAAAAUGACUGGACAAAGGUUGAAGAGGCUUUAAGUAAUAAAAGAUGACUGCAAGACACACUUCACAUAAAGAUCUGUGCUGUACAGUGCUAUUGGACCAUAAGAUAUUCAUUAUAAGCAUGUAGAAAAAAAAACCCAUCCACCUCAGAUGGUAUCUUUUCAUGCUGAAGUCAUUGUAUUUAAAUAUUUGCAGCUUGCUUUGAAAACUGUAAUUCCUUGAAUUGGAAACCUCAAUUGAAGUGACAAGGACUAGGUGGGUGUUCUGCAAAUGCUGACAGUAUUGAUGACUAUGAAACAGAGUGUGACCCAUGAUGUGUUAAUGAUUACUGACGGAGUAGCCUAUUACAUAGUUGAGGGGGGGAAAUACAUGAUGAUCUGGCUCUGGGCAUUUAUGUGCGUUAUCUUAAUGUGUUUCUUAUUACCUAAACUCACAAUGUAUUAAACCUCAUGAGCAGAGACAUUCCAUGUUCUCUACCAGGGUGUUUGCAUCAAUAUAUUGUGUGCAAAUUAGUGUAAGUUGCUAAUACACUGCACCAUCCAACAAUAUAUCAAGUGCCGUAAAAAAAAAAAAAAAAGUCAAAUGGGCAGUUCAGGCCAAAAUAUGAUUUCUAAGAUGUAUAUCACCCUUCUACAUGAAUGUAUGGCCUAUAGAAUAUGUGACCGUUCCAGUUUAUUGUGUAGUUGUCAAUAAAAAGCAUUGUGUAGCAUA